This is a messenger RNA of Varanus komodoensis (Komodo dragon), 12559 nucleotides long. Its product is annotated as MAX gene-associated protein-like. The record is from RefSeq and is a predicted model, not a curated record. The transcript has 27 exons. Gene Ontology annotation, biological process: positive regulation of DNA-templated transcription; regulation of transcription by RNA polymerase II; cell fate specification. NCBI's taxonomy places the organism in Eukaryota, Metazoa, Chordata, Lepidosauria, Squamata, Varanidae. Bases 476 to 10471 code for a protein of 3331 amino acids. Gene Ontology annotation, cellular component: nucleus; MLL1 complex. Gene Ontology annotation, molecular function: DNA-binding transcription factor activity, RNA polymerase II-specific; protein dimerization activity; RNA polymerase II cis-regulatory region sequence-specific DNA binding.
GCGCCUCCGGACUGCGGGCCUUUGGCUUCCCUGCUGCUCCUUGCCGUUCUAAAGUUUCCUUCUCGCCUCCUUCCCCCGGCCCUGCACCUUUUUUUGAUCCGGCAGGGUUGUGACGGUUCUGCUCUGCACGUUGUCAGUCUCCGUCCCUUGACCAAGCCUUUGUGGCGCUACGUUAGCGUGGGGAGGAGGCUAGAGGCGUUCUCCUUGAGGAAUAGUUUUCUGUUUUCUACAGGAGCACGUGACUUUCCAGGUUGCACAAGUUGAAAAGUUAGGAAGCACGGAGGGAUUGAUGGACGCGGGAAGAAAUCGCAUCACUGACAACGCCACAAGCUUGGGCAUAUUUACUCGGGAGUAAGUCAGGCUUACUUCCAGGUUUGGACUAUGGCAGAGAGAUUCCCUUUUGUUUUUCCAGAGGAAGGGGAGAUAAAUAGUCUAGAAGGAUGAUAAACAUGAAGUAAAGUCAGAACUGUGAAAUAUGGAGAAAUUUGGAGAAAUUUCAACACUUCCCAUGAUGGAGAAUCAACCAGUUGUAUUAGGGAACCAGAAUGGUGGAGCAGUAUCAGGUACAACACCUGCUCUUUAUGUCCUUGUGAAACAGAGCACUGGAAAAACUGAUCAAGGCAUCUUGGUUUCAAAUCGAGAUGAUUGUGGCUUUGCCAGCAAUGCCACAACAACAACAAAACCUAAAGUAAAGACCUACCUUGCAGCUGACUGCACCUCUGGAAACAUUACUGUUACACUGGACAACAACAACAUGUGGAACGAGUUCUACCAUCGCAGCACAGAAAUGAUUCUGACUAAGCAGGGAAGACGGAUGUUUCCAUAUUGUCGAUAUUGGAUAGCAGGCCUUGAACCCAAUCUAAAGUAUAUCCUUGUCAUGGAUAUUUCUCCUGUUGACAGCUUUCGGUAUAAAUGGAAUGGCCAUAGUUGGGAACCCAGUGGAAAAGCAGAGCCCCAUGUGCUGGGAAGAGUAUUCAUUCACCCAGAAUCGCCUUCUACUGGUGAUUACUGGAUGCACCAGCUAGUGUCCUUCUACAAACUGAAACUUACUAAUAAUACCUUGGACCAAGAAGGGCAUAUCAUUCUACACUCUAUGCACCGUUAUCUACCUCGAUUACACCUGGUGCCUGCUGACAAAGCCACGGAGGUUAUCCAGCUGAAUGGUCCUGAUGUUCAUACCUUCACUUUCCCACAGACUGAAUUCUUUGCUGUGACUGCCUAUCAAAACAUCCAAAUUACACAACUGAAAAUAGAUUACAACCCAUUUGCAAAAGGGUUCAGGGAUGAUGGACUGAGCAGUAGACUUCAACGUGAUGUGAAGCAAAACGGUAGUUCAGAACAGGAAGAAGGUAGUGUUACUAGUUCUCCCAGCAUUGAUAGGCACCCCACUGAUGAUAAUACUUUGGAUACAGAACAUGGAGGUCUAGGAUCAGCAUUUAAUGCUAUGUGUAACACAAACUUGGAAAGAGACUCACUAAGUCCGUAUCAUGAUUUUCUCGGUUUCAUGGAGACAGAUGUACAUGGGCGUGAUCCAGUAUUAAAGCAUGAAGCAUCUGAAAGUUCAGUGGCUAGCCCUUGUCAAAGCACCUCUCAUGUAGCAUCUCCACUGAACUCCAAUGGAGACAUCAGUGUUGUUAUUAAAGAAGAGCCAGUUGAUGACUAUGAAUAUGGACCAAGUGUGUGUAUGGAUGAGAUAAAUGUGAAGCAGGAAGAAGCAGAUAAUAUGGCAGUGGAUUAUUCUAAUAAAAAUGAUUCCAUACUGGAGCAACAGCUGAAGAGAAACACUGAAAUGAGCAAAAAGGAAAUUGAAAUUAGAUCUGAGAAGCAACCACAGGCAAGCCAGUUGGGUGUUGCCAAAGCAAAAAUGCUAAAGCUAGAUAGUGGAAAGAUGCCUGUAGUGUAUCUAGAGCCCUGUGCAGUCACUAGGAAUACAGUAAAGGUCUCUGCUCUUUCACACACUAUGUUGUCACCUUCCAGGAAUGAAAAAUCUUUGAGCGAUUCUGUGGAUUCUUUGCCUAUUUGUUUUGAAAACAACAUUAUCUCCAGACCUUUUUCAACCAUGGAAGCAGAGCACAUCUCAACAGAGAAAGAGUUACCUGAAAAUUUGACACAGAAAUAUUCUUCAGUAAAAGAAAUACUAUGGAACAAUACUGAAACAUCUACCAGCCUCACCAUAACAAAGAAAGUCUCAGACUGUAGUCUCAAGACCACUGCAUACAAUGUCCCUUCUUUAACUAAGGUUAUCUCUGGACUGGGGAAGACAAAUACAUUGAAGAAUAUUAUUUCCUGCAAGAGUAUUGUUGGUAACCAAAAAGUUGGGAUACCUACCCCACGUAAAAGAGGAAGACCACGGAAAAUAAAGUUUCCUGGAGUUGGGAGACCACCAAAAUAUACAGAAAAGCCCAUCAAAACAAGUAAUUAUACGCCUUUGGCAUCUGGGAAUACCCAUUUGGAUGUUAAGCCUGAUCUUGAAGAUGUGGAUGGAAUGCUUUUUGUAUCCUUUGCAUCCAAGGAAGCUCUGGAUAUUCACACUGUUGAUAGAGCCGAAGAAAAAGAAUUGCCAAAUAAACAGUCUCUUUCACUGGGUUCUUGCAGUCCAUAUAUUGAUCCAGAUGUGCAAAGGAUACAACAGCUGGAAAAAGAAUUGUUGGAAGAUCUGAAGUCUUUUAAGUACAAACAAGUGAUACAUCCUAGUCUUCAAGAAGUGGGACUAAAGCUGAAUUUUGUGGACCCAACAAUGAGCAUCGAUCUAAAAUAUUUGGGUGUGCAGCUGCCACUUAGUUAUUCAGAUGACUACACUUUGUGGAAAAACAUAGGGAUCAAUUCCAGUUCUACUGAUACUGGACUUCCCUUUAUUUCAAGAACUGGGAAGACAAAUGAUUUCACAAAGAUAAAGGGAUGGCGAGGAAAGUUGCAUAGUUCUUCUAGAAAUGAAGGUAUCAUCAUAGAAGCAUCUUUGAAGAACAGAUCUGCCUUUUGCAGUGACAAGCUUGAUGAAUACCUGGAAAAUGAAGGGAAGCUAAUGGAAACAAGUGCAGAAUUUUCUGCUAGCACAUCCAGUUGUCCUGUGGUUUAUCAGCUUCCAACUAAAAGCACCAGCUAUGUACGAACAUUAGAUAGCGUUCUUAAAAAACAAUCCACUGUUACAACUUCUUCCAGUUCCUAUACUUUCAAGCCUCUUUCUGUGCCUUCUGUCUCUAGAAAGAAAAGAGAGAAAGUUAAAAAUAAAAAACAAGUCUCUAAAAGCAAAGAAAAGUUACCCCACAAGCCUGUAAUAGCUUUACCUGUUGUAACAAAGCAGAAACACAACUUAACAGCCUUGGAAGAGAAAGUCUCUAAAUCUCAGUCAAAUAGUCAAGUAGCUAAUGGUAUAGGUACUCUCAUGAUGCCGGGCAUAGAUGACAAUGUGCAGGGGAAACAGUUCAAUGUGCGACAGACACAGCAGCAAAGUAAUCGCUUGCCAACUUUAUCAAAGACUCAUUUGAAGCUGAUGGACUUGGAGGAUUGUGCAUUGUGGGAUGGUAAACCACGGACUUUUAUUACUGAAGAGCGAGCAGACUUGUCCCUGACAACUUUACUGACUGCUCAGGCUUCACUCAAAAACAAACCCAUCCACAAAAUAAUCAAAAGGCGAGCACCACCAUGCAACAAUGAUUUUUGCCGGCUUGGAUGUAUCUGUUCUAGUUUAGCUCUUGAGAAACGCCAGCCAACACACUGCCGCAAGCCAGACUGUAUGUUUGGCUGCACUUGCCUAAAGAGAAAGGUGGUCCUAGUUAAAGGCAGUUCCAAGCACAAGAGGAUCAUAGAGAAACCUCUGCAUGGGAAGCACAAGCUAUAUCGUGGAAAAAAAAUAGAGCAACAAGAGGUGGUUAUGGAGAAAGAAGAGCAAGAGAAGUUGAAACUAAAAGAUAAGAGGAGGAAAAAAAAGGUGGAAUAUGACUUCCCCUGGAGUGAUUUGUUGCUUGCUGCUUGCCAAGGAGAAAGGAAUUGUUUUCAAAGUGCAGCUAUCUGUGAUACAGAGCCAGAUAAGCCUGUUAAGAAUUUUCCAUUGUGGGUAAAAGUAGAUGGUGAGAUGGACCCAGAACCGGUUUAUAUCCCAACACCAUCAGCUGUUGAACCAACAAAGCCUCUGAUGCCACCUCUGCCUGAAGGCUUACCAUCUGAUAACAUACCUGCAGUCAGUGAAAUGAAGCCUAUAGCCAGUGGAGUAAAGUCAUCACGAGUCUAUACGCCUAGACCCAAUCCAUUGAUUCGAGAAGAGGAUAAGGAUCCUGUCUAUUUGUAUUUUGAAAGUAUGAUGACUUGUGCUCGUGUUAGAAUACAUGAACGCAAGACAAAGGAGAAAAGACAGCAGCAAAAAUGUCCUCGGAAUUCUGAAAAACCUGUUGAAAAGGAGCAUGAUCCUCAGCUGCAGUCCCUUAAUAUAGAAGAGGAUAAAGAACCUGGAGAGAAAAAUUGGUGGUUUUCCUGUAGUGCUGAGGAUCCAUCCACUUCAUACAUACAUCACACUACUCCAGAAGGAAGAACCAAACUGAUUGAGAUUAUUUCUGAUUGCAACUGGGAAGAAGAUCGUAAUGAGAUCUUGAACAUCUUAUCACAGUACAUCAAGAAUAAGAUCCCUAAGUCCCUCAAAGUAGGGAAUUUUGUUAUUGAUCUAAAAUCUCAAAGCAAAACUUGGGAUGAGAAGAACACUCCUAUCUAUUCUUCCCGAGUGAAAAUCACAUCCUGCCAAAACAAGAGUGAAAAGGCCCACAUCUCUGGUUCAGAAGCUCCCAAUAAUCAAUUGUCACCAUGCAAAAGGACAGAAACAAUCACAUUCUUGACACCUGGAAUGUUACGGGAACAAAGGAAGAAAGGUUUACCUUUUUAUGCUGGGCUUUCUCCUGCAGGAAAGCUUAUUGCCUACACAUGCAAAUCUGGUUUGAAUCCUUCGUCCUUGAUUCAGGCUAAUGGUAAAAAUUAUCCUCAAGCCAAACUUCUUUUGGGACAGAUGGGGGCUUUACAUCCAGCUAGUCGGCUAGCUGCUUAUCUCACAGGCAGGCUGCGGCCAGCAAUGCUUGACCUCACAACAAUAAGUACCGUGAUCUCUAAGGUUGCAUCCAAUGCUAAGCAGACUGCUUCUGAGCCACAGUCAGCUGAAGUGUCUACAUCAGAAAAUGCAAAAGUCCCAUUAUCCAGUGAAAGUACAUUACUAUCUCCUGUAACUGCACCAAAUGUUCUUGUCUCAACACACGGACAGACAGUUGCUCAACCAGUACUGGAUGGUAUGACCUCUCAGUUGGUUAUGACUGCAGUUGGGACUGUACAACAAAAGGUUCCUGGAGUUAGAACACCCCAACCUCUGACAGGUCCACAGAACUUUAAUGUCAAAUCUACACCACUCUCUUCUGGGACAGCUACAGUUAUUACUACUGUAGCUGCUACUAAUACUGUGGCAUCACUUCCUGUAACAACUCGUCCUGUGCAGUGUAGCACAUCUGGCAACCCUUCUGGCACCACUACAGCAAAUGCUGCUGGAAAAGCAGAAAACGCUACAGUCUCAACCACUACUGCCACCACAGCUACUGUUAAAAUAACUAAAACAACUGGAAUAGUUACACCAGCUGCAACCACUGCUUUUGCUAAGUCUGCAGGAGCCACAUCAACUCCAAUUGCUACAACAUCUCAGUCUACUCUCUUAAGCACAACUGCAUCUACAGCCACAGCAACCACCUUGUCUUCAUCAAUCGGCUGUGUUGGUUCUGGAGCCUCAGGAAUUCCAAAAAGUCCAUUAUCACAUCAGAAAUCAGGCACUACAAGUCCUCCAGGGUUGCCUCCCGGAGCAGAGAAACGUAUGGGACCACGACUGCUUUUGAUUCCAGUACAUCAAGGUUCUCCUACUUUGCGACCUCCACAAAAUAUGCAACUUGCUCAGGGGAAGAGAAUGAUAUUGCAGCCUCUAAGGAAUCCUGGUGGUGUGAACCUCUAUCGACAUCCCAAUGGACAGAUUAUCCAACUUGUUCCUUUGCAUCAGCUUCAGCCUGCAGGACCUCAGCCCAGUUUGCCAUCUGUAAUGUUCCGUAAUCCAGGAUCUGUUGUAGGAAUCCGGUUGCCUGGACCGUCUAAGGCUCCUGAGACAUCUGUAUGUCAGUCUUCUGUGGUUUCACCUGUGACUCCAACUACCACAAUUUCUUCAGUUCUAUCCAUGACUCCUCCUGCUUUGUCUGCAUCCCCGACCACAGACGCUACUUCCGUCUUGUCUGGGACCUCAAGCACCACAACAACCCCUACCACUGAGGCCACUUUCGUGUUGUCUGUCCCCGCUACUAUUGUGUCCACACCUCCUGCUGCUGAAGGUCCUUCAGUUUUGUCCAUGUCCCCUACUUCAAACAUGCCUUUAUUGUCCACACCCCCAUCUGCUAUGCCUAUGCCCCAUGCUGCUGAAGGUCCUUCAGUUUUGUCCAUGUCCCCUACUUCAAACAUGCCUUUCCUGCCCACACCCCCAUCUGCUGUGCCCCAUGCUGCUGAAGUUUCUCCAAUGUUGAAGACAAAUGCUUCUUUGGCGUUGCCUCCCACUGUGCUUAUGCCUCCUGUCACUGAAGUUCCUGCUGAAGUUCCUUUAGUGUUACCUAUUACUUCUUCUGUUACAACUGUGCCUGCUACCUGUGAAAUCCCUUCAAGUUUGCCUAUGCCCUGUACUGCUGAUAGUUCUUUGGUGUCACCUAUGGCCUCUUCUGCUUUGCCCACACCUCCUAACACUUCCCCUUCUACAAGCUGGACCCUGCAGACAAUUAGGUCUGUGUCUGCACUUCCUAUUUCAGCUGCUCAAGCAGGUCCUGUCAUCUCUCCAGCACCUGUUCCUGUCUCCCAAACUGGCACAUUGACUCUAAGAAUUUGUCCUGCAGGAAUAAAAAGUAUUGCUACUCAAAUAAGUUCUAAUCCUAAAAUUACAUUCAGCUCCAGUGGGCAAUCAAAUAAUGUAGAUAAUCUGGUAUCACUUCAUUCCGGCAGUUUUGCCUUGCUUCACUUUCCAGGGGAGAAGGCUGUUUCAAGUUCUACUGAGAAAGAUGUAGCAUCCCUUGAUGUUAGGAAUAUGUGUAAGAAAAAUGAAGUCAAUGCAGUUACACUAGAAGAAAAGACAACAUGCUCACAAACAGUAAAAGUCAUGGCAUCAGAAGUUGAAUUGUGUGAUCCCAAGUUGGAAGAAAAUAAAACACCAGCAAGCCAACCAGACUGCUGCUCUAAAGAGAUUACAUGUGACAGGAAUACUGAGAAUGAUACCUUAGCUCAAUUAUCAAUUGAUACCCCCACAUUGGAGCCUGAUGUAUGCUUGGACCACUCCUCCAUCAGUAAGAAACAAACAUGUGGGGAAAACGAAGUGAUGGUUAAGGGAAAACUGCAUGUUAAACAUCCUGAAGAUACCCUAGAUAAAAUUCCUUAUAGUUCUGAGACUAUUCCUGAGAGGGGCAGUAAAACCACAGUUUGUGCUCAAGAGCAGAAAGUCACACAGUUGAAAAACUCACAAGAAAAGCAAACACACUCUGACCAAAUGCAAAGUGUAGCUGCUCAUUCAAAAGAAGCUGAAGAGACUCAGUUAGAAAGAGAAGAGGGCAUUAUUACUGAGGAGUCCUGGAAAUCAAUGGGUAAUUACCAAGUGCACAUGAAUUCUACUGAAAAACUUCAAAAAAAGACUACAUGUUCCCUGAGGAUAUGCGAAAACCAAGAUUCUGGACUGCUAAGGAGAAAGAUGAAGGAAAUGAGUGACUCUGCGGCAACAGAGAAUAGAGAAGGAGUGAGAGGAAAGCCUAAGAUCACCAGUGCAAAAGGACAAGGAGACAAAUAUUUGGAUAGUGUUCAAGAAUGUUCAAGAAAUACUGGUUUCCUGGAGAAUACUAACACUUCUGGCCAUAAAAAGAGUGCUACUGAUAUUCAGGAAGAGAUUCAACCUGUUAAAGACAAACCUGUUCAUGUCAGCAGAACUUGGAGCAAAAUAUCCAGGCAGGCAGUUGCUUUCAGCAACAAAAUUGGCAUGUAUAAUGAUGAUCAUGUGGAGAAAUUGACUGAAUGUGCAGAACAGAAUACACAAAAAAAACAUUGCAGAAAGGAUUCUCUUCCCAUUAUUGAUAUUACUAUGGAUGAUACAGAAAAAGAUGAAAAAAUAUAUGAUUCUGCAGAUGAGAUUGUAGAUGAAGUAUCUGGCUAUCAAAGUGAAGAUAUAGUGAAUGUUGAAACACUGAAUGAAAGUGAAUCCAGUGAAGCAGAGGAAAAUGUAGACAUAGAGACUGUGGAAGAACUUUCAGAAAAAAUAAAUAUUGCUCGCCUAAAGGCUACAGCUACCCAUGCCUUGCUAUCUAAAGAAUUGAAUCAUGUUUGUGACAAUUCUAAUAAGACAGUGACCAAGACUGCUAAGCAAUCUGAGUCCUCAAACAAAAAGCCAAAGAAUGAGGAAGAAGCCUUUGCUAACUACCGGCAAACACAUACAGCAAAUGAACGUCGCCGUCGUAAAGAAAUGAGGGGACUUUUUGAAAAACUGAAAGCAACUCUGCCAUUACACACUCUCCCCAAAGUUUCCAAGUGCUUUAUCCUCAAACAAGCUUUUGAGGAGAUUCAGGGGCUGACAGAUCAAGCAGAUAAACUCAUAGGUCAAAAGAACUUGUUAAUGCGCAAACAAGACACCUUGAUUCGUAAAGUUUCUGCACUUUCAGGCAAGACACAGGAAGUAGUCUUGAAGAAGCUGGAAUACAUUUAUGCCAAACAGAAAGCAGUAGAAAUACAAAAAAAGAAUCAGUAUCAGCAAACAGAACCUAUGAAGACUACAGAUACUGCUAGGCCUUCUGUGGAAAACAGUCCCUCUUCUAUCCUUAAAGAAAUGAAACCUGUGAUUCUGUCCAACAAGCGUGCAAAACCAUUGAUACUUUCCAGGAAAGGAAGCAAUGCUACAGAAGAUGCACCACCUUCUAUGACAUUAACAAACACCAGUCUAGUAAUGACUGCAAAUGGCCAAGUUCUUGCAUUCAAGAGUCCUUUGGUACCAGGGCAAGUUGCUAGCCUGCCUUCCUCACUCCUGCAAACUGAACUCAAAUCAGAAAACGAUGGCAGUAAUGGGACAACGCAGCCAGGUAUUGCUUCUGUGAUGAUUCAGUUGCCAGGCUCAGCAGUGCCAGUGCAGGUGAAAGGCAUCCUCCCUACCUCUGCAAUUCCUGUUGCCUUGUCUGCAGUGGCCACUAGCUCACCCUCUUCAGUUGUAGAAACUGCUCCAGAGCUCACUUCAGAAAAUGAAGACUCAUUUAUGAUGCCAAGGAUAGUAAAUGUGACAUCACUAGCUACUGAAGGAAAAAAAAUAAACCUGGAUGUAGAUAAGAAUCCUUACAUAACUGGGGGUGUUAAUUCCCAGACAUCUGAGCCUUCCUUGCUACAAGUGGUAUCACAAGAAACAACCAAUCAGUCUGAAGGAAAAGCUGGAAGUUCUGGAAAAGAGAGAAAUGCCACUGGAACACUACCAGAUUUUCUUGGAGGGAAGGAUAGUUUUCCACAAAUAGUAAAUGUCUCCAGUUUAAAGGGAACCCUAGGAUCUUUUUCACCAAAAUUCUGUAUUGAAGAGUUAAGUGGAAGCCAGGCAAGAACAAAACAGAUGGACAAGGGAGGUGACUGUCAAAGAUCAAAAGAGUCUUCAUUUCAAAAGGUGCAAGUUAAUGAACCCAAGGGCUCAGGAUUAGAGAUGGAACUGCAAAAAGUAGCCUCUGUGAUCCAUGAACCAACACUGGAUGCAAAUGAUUUAAUGGACAUAGAAGAGAAUGAUGACACAGAUGAAACUCUCACCUCACUUCUAAAUGAAAUUGCAUUUCUCAAUCAGCAAUUGAAUGACGAUGCCUCUGACAUUUCAGAACUUCCCAACUCUCUAAGCUCUGGCUUUUCUCUAGGGGAUAUGGAAAGUCGCCGGGAAUCAAAUGCUGCAGAUGGUUCUCCUUUUCAGUUUGGUGCAAUGAGUGGAAGCUUUAAAGACCUUUCUGUAGUCCAGGAGAAUAGUGAUUCCAUAGCCCCUCUCCUGCUUCAUUUGGAUGAUGAUGAUCUUUCUGAUGGAAACAGGAAUUCAGGAGAGCUUUCAGCUGAAUCUGAUGCUUUGAAAAUAAUGCUAGGCUCUGAAUUAAAGGCCCCAGAUCCUGACCUCUCAGCAAUACACAGUGGUGGAAGUAGAAAAAGUGUGGAAGCUCUGGCAAAGAAAAGAAGUGUGUCACCUCCCAUUUUACAUAUGAAAACUAAUGUAGAAGCUGGCAACACUGACAUGACAUGGAGGCCCAUGCCCAAACUGGCACCACUUGGGUUGAAAGCAUCUAAAUUUCCAUUAGAUUCUGAAGGGCAGAAUAACAAGAUGAUGCCCUCUUUGGCACCUGUUGCUGCAAAAGAGAUGAAAACUGUCCAGCCACUGGCUAUUCCAAGACAAGACUCUAAAGCGGUGCUCGCAUCAAGACAUGCAUCUACAAAAUCAAAAUAGUAUUGUGGUUUUACCUUCAAAUUAUCUUCCAUUAUUAAUUUUUUACUUUUAAGAGACUUGAAUCUAACUCACUGAGCAUAUGGUACACUUCCACCAUCUAGCCUCCUAUGUUGCAUGAGCAUAUAUUAUAGCAAGUGUGCAUGUAAUGUAUGGAGUUAGAUGUUUCAGCUUAGUACUAGAUGACAAGAAAUCAGGAGUAAGAGACUAGCCAGACAAACUAUGUGGGUGGCCUGUUGCUUGUUGUUUCUGUAGAGUCAUUGUGAAAGAGAAUGAGGAUCUUUUAAGAAAUUAUAUUAGAUAUUUUUACUGCAUUUGCUUUGAGAAAAACUGCAGAACAGAUUUCUUUCUGGCAUGACAAAAUCUGAGUGAGUGAGAGUAUUAUCUGCCUUGCUCAAACUCCCAAGGCAGUUCAUAAAUGGCAGGAACGUUGUUAUAGUGCUUCUUACGCUUUCUGAAAGUCACAGGAUGCAUCCUUUUUAGACUAUUUUAAACAUUUUUAGCAUUUCAAAAAUAAUUCAGGAAUGUAUUUAGUUUGUAUACCUGUAUCUUAUCCAUUCAGAAUUUAGAAACUCAAAUUAAAGCAUUGGAGCUACAAGAUGUAUUUUUCUCUAAUGUCUCUUGAAUGAAUAGUUUGGGGAACCUCUUCACUUUUAAGCUAAGGAAUGUGAAGAGAUUUCGUACUAUUAAACAAUUUAUAUUUUUGUACACAAUUUCCUUCUGUAAAUAUGUAAUUUUCCAUGUAGGAACACUGUUAAUGGUUUUGUAUGAUGGUUGUUGUUAUCUGCUGUCAAGUUGUCUCUGACUUAGAGCAACCUUAUGAAUGAUAGCCUUCCAAGCUGUCCUAUCCAUUGCAUCCUUGCUUAGCUGUUCUAAAUUCAAGGUUGGGGCUACCUUUAUGGAGUCAAUACAACUCUUAUUUGACCUUGGUUUUCUUCAUCUGCCUUCAACUUUCCGUGGCACAAUUAUCUUCUCCAGUGAGUUUUACCUUCUCAUAAUGUGUCCAAAGUAUGGCAGUCUCAGUUUUGUUAUUUUUGCUUUUAAGGAAAGCUCUAGUUUGAUUUGAUUCAGGAGCCACUUGUUUGUCUUUCCGUCUGUCCAGGAUAUUUACAAAGCUCUCCUCCAGCAUCAUGUUGUGAAUAUAUGCUUUCUUCCUGUCAGUUUUUUUCACUGUCCAGUGUUCAAUUCCAUACAUAGUGAUCAGCAACAGAAAGCUGUGAAUGAUCUUGGCCUUAGUCACCAGUGAAACACAUUUGAUUAUCUUUUCUAGUUCCUUCAUUGCUGCUCUUCUGUGUUGCAGUCUUCUUCAAGAUUCUUCGCUGCUAUCAUCCUUUGAAUUGAUGAUUGAGCCAAGGUGUAUGCAAAAUCUUACACAAUUUCAAUUUCUUCCUUAUUGGCUGUAAAGGUCUCUCAUUUUUCUGCAGUCAUGAUUUUUUGUUUUCUGAAUAUUCAGCUGCAGUCCUACUUCUGUACUUCUUUCACAUUCAUCAGGAGUCAUUUCAAGUCAUUGCUGCUUUCUGCCAAUAGUACGGUAUCUUCUACGUAUCUUAUUGAUGUGUCCCACCUAUUUUCACUCCUUCCUCUGAUCCUAAUUCAGUUUUCCUCAUAAUAUAAUAUGUAAUAUGUGUACAGGUUGACUAGAUAGGGAGAUAAAAUACACCUGUGUCUGGCCCCUUUUCUAUAGGGGACCAUUCAGUGUCUCCAUAUUGGGUCCCAACGUUAGCUUCUAGUCCACAAUACAGGCUACACAUCAGGACAUCAUGAGGCACACACAUUUCUUUCAGGACCACUCAUAGUUUCUCUGGAUCCACACACUCAAAGCUUUGCUGAAGUUUAUAAAGCAUAGGCAGAUCUUUUGCAAUUCUUUGGUGGACUUCAGUAGCCAACAUAUAUUUACAAUAUGAUCUCAAGUACCUCUUUUCAGAAUCCAGCUUGAAUGUCAGGCAUUUUUCACUUCAUAUAGAGUAAUAGUCUUUGUUACAACACUUAGAGCAUCAGUUUGCUUAUGUGAGGAUGCUGUAGAUGUGGUUUACCUAGAUUUCAGCAAGGCAUUUGACAAAGUGCCCCAUGAUAUCCUGGUUGAGAAACUGA